AUGGCCCUGCUCCUGCGGCCCGUGCUCGCCGUCCUUUUCCUCCUGACCGCCGCUUUCAGGUGCCAGGAGCAGGCGCAGACCACCGACUGGAGAGCCUCCCUGAAGACCAUCCGGAACGGCGUUCACAAGAUAGACACGUACCUGAACGCCGCCUUGGACCUCCUGGGAGGCGAGGACGGGCUCUGCCAGUAUAAGUGCAGUGACGGAUCUAAGCCUUUUCCACGUUAUGGAUAUAAACCCUCCCCGCCGAAUGGAUGUGGCUCCCCACUGUUUGGUGUUCAUCUGAACAUUGGCAUCCCUUCCUUGACAAAGUGCUGCAACCAACACGACAGGUGCUAUGAGACCUGCGGCAAAAGCAAAAACGACUGUGAUGAGGAAUUUCAAUAUUGCCUCUCCAAGAUUUGCCGAGAUGUGCAGAAAACACUAGGGCUAGCUCAGCAUGUGCAGGCAUGUGAAACCACCGUGGAGCUCUUGUUUGACAGUGUUAUACAUUUAGGCUGUAAGCCGUACCUGGACAGCCAACGAGCCGCAUGUAGGUGUCGCUACGAAGAAAAAACUGAUCUUUAA
This is a messenger RNA of Lipotes vexillifer (Yangtze River dolphin), 567 nucleotides long. It is a transcript of the gene PLA2G12A, whose product is annotated as phospholipase A2 group XIIA. Gene Ontology annotation, cellular component: extracellular region. Lineage: Eukaryota; Metazoa; Chordata; Mammalia; Artiodactyla; Lipotidae. The coding region runs from base 1 to 567 and encodes 188 amino acids. The transcript has 4 exons. Gene Ontology annotation, biological process: lipid catabolic process; phospholipid metabolic process; arachidonate secretion. The record is from RefSeq and is a predicted model, not a curated record. Gene Ontology annotation, molecular function: A2-type glycerophospholipase activity; calcium ion binding.